GCAUGUUUCUGAAAAGGUGAAGAUAAGGGGUAUGUGAUGCACGCACUAGAGGGUUCUUACCUCAACCCUUUACAUGCUAUUGAAGUACUUGAAGAAAAGGCCCUCGUAAAUACUAGUGAAUCUGGAAAGAUUUGGAUGCAUGACUUGCUGGAGGAAAUGGGAAAAGAAAUUGUUCGUAAAGAGUCACCCGCAGAUGCUGGCAGACGUAGCAGACUAUGGUUUCAUGAGGAUGUUUAUCGUGUUUUAACCGAAAAUACAGGCUCAAAAAAAGUUAAAGGCAUCAGAGUAGAGCUACCAAGAGAAGAUGAGAUAUGCUUGAGUGCUAAAUGCUUUAAAAAGAUGAAAAAUCUUCAACUUUUUAUAAACAUUAAUGCACGCUUCUCUGGAGAGGUUAAUUAUCUCCCAAAUCAGUUGAGGUUCCUUGAUUGGCCUGGAUUCCCAGCACAAUAUUUGCCAUCCGACUUCAAUCCACAAAAACUAGUCAAGCUCAAUAUGCCAAACAGUCGUAUCUCACGACUUGGGCAAGGACUCAAGAAUUUGCAAAAUUUGAAAUCUCUAAGCUUCAGAAGUUGCAAAUUCCUAAGAGAAUUCCCCGACUUGUCUGGAAUGUUCCCAAAUUUGGAGAGGUUGGAUUUAAAUUCCUGUACAAGUUUAGCUGAAUUGCAUCCUUCUGUUGGAUUCCUUGAUAAGCUUGUUGACUUCAUUCUUAAAGAUUGCUCUAACCUUAAGAUGUUUCCAAAAAUAGUCAACAUGAAAUCUCUGCAAAAUAUUGAUUUGAGAGGCUGCAAGAGGCUCAAGCACUUCCCAGAAAUUGAGGGAAGGAUGGAAUCCUUUACACACAUGAAUGUAUCUGAAACUGCCAUCAAAGAAGUGCCAUCAUCAAUUGGACAUGAUCUAUUUAAUCUUCAAUUUUUUAUGUUACAAAAAGGUGAAAACCUUUCGAAUCUGCCACUCAGCAUUUAUGAGUUACAAAAGCUAGUUUAUUUUGAACUCACUGGUUGCCCAAAACUGGUGCUUCCAUUUCCGAAUAAGGUGAAAUACUGUGAAGUGCCAACUCCAACGUCUAACUCAAAGAUUUCACGUUGCAGCAAGGUAACUUCAUCAGAAAGAGAAAGUCAUAGUGACAGUUUUGGUGCUGAUGAUGAUCAAGGCAAUUUAGCGUUUCCUUCACUAGAGUACUUUGAAGCGGGAGGAUGCAAUAUUUCAAACUGUGAUUUCCUCGUGACGCUUGGUUGUGCCUCCACCUUAGACACGCUUAAUUUUUCAGAAAGCAAUUUUGUUAGUCUUCCCGCUUGCCUUGCUACCAAGUUUAUCCACUUGAAGAAGCUUAACUUGAAUGGGUGCAAAAGGCUUCAAGAGGUUCCGGGGCUUCCACCAAAUUUGGUAGCAUUAGAUGUGAGAGAUUGCGUAUCAUUGGAAAGAAUUUCAAAGUUAUCAAACAUUUUGAAACAUCAAGAAUCGCAAAUGUUUGAGUGGUUGGACUUGACCAAUUGUUGGAGACUGUGUGACAAUCUGGUUCAGGAGGCACAGAAGAAGUUUGAUCAUCAUGUGGAGGCCCAUCUCUUCUCUCUUUUUCUCUCUUCUCAGAAGUCUGCAUUCGGGGUUGUAUGUCCAGCAAUUCAUGAAAUUCCAAUGUGGUUCAGUUGUCAAAUGGAUUUCAUAGGGAAUGGACUGUUUGAAUUUUAUAUUCAAGUCCUCCCUAAUUUCAAAUGGCACAACACAGGAUUGGCUCUAUGUGUUGCUGGCGAAGAGGUGCUAGAUUGGCAAUUCGAAAUUCGUAUCAAUGAAGCAAGAGUGACAGAUCGUUGUUUCUAUGAAGGUGAUUCGGCUCUUCUGGGGAUGCAGUAUAUUCCGUUCGAUACAAUUCCAUUUGAUUCGCUGCCACCGUUUAUCUGUCGAGUUAGUAUUCAACAAAAUCUCCGUUCCAACAAGGUUCCCUUGAAACGCUGCGGAGUUCACCUGGUUAUGCCACCAAAUGAAGUGUGUAUGAAACUAUCCCGGGCACUGAACUUCAGGAAUAGACUCAAAGCAGUGGACCAUUUUUAUGAACCCAAAUCAAAUGACUCUCACAGCUCAAGAGAAGAAGGACCCGUCAGGACUCAAGAGCCGAAUUGAUUUUUAAUUGGAUCAAUGAAAUGGAUGGUCACAGGAUUGCUGAUGCUGAAGGACCAAGUGUUGUCAAUAAGAUCUGUAGCAUCACCGCGCUUGCCUUGGUGCAUCACUGGAAUGACCACAGGAGUGAAGGCACUAAUUCCGUGACUUGCUGGAUAAAGGUGAAGAAAUCAGUCUUGUUGAUCAAGUCAGAUGCUAAACUGCGAUAUUAUCCCAUCAUGAACUUGUGGACACUUUCAAGUCUCAACAGUGCUGUUUUGAACAUAAAUUGUUGUUGUUUGCUUCGUUGUGAUUCCCUUUUGUGGUUUUACUCAAUUUGAGAUGCUAUCUGGUUAUUUUCUCAUACUCUCACUGUCUUCCAUGUAAAUGAAUCAAAGCAUGA
Rosa chinensis is the source of this 2494-nucleotide messenger RNA. RefSeq names its product TMV resistance protein N. The record is from RefSeq and is a predicted model, not a curated record. Bases 37 to 2115 code for a protein of 692 amino acids. Gene Ontology annotation, biological process: defense response. The transcript is spliced from 5 exons. Lineage: Eukaryota; Viridiplantae; Streptophyta; Magnoliopsida; Rosales; Rosaceae.